Saccharomyces cerevisiae S288C is the source of this 2403-nucleotide messenger RNA. It is a transcript of the gene PET127, whose product is annotated as Pet127p. Bases 1 to 2403 code for a protein of 800 amino acids. Lineage: Eukaryota; Fungi; Ascomycota; Saccharomycetes; Saccharomycetales; Saccharomycetaceae. Gene Ontology annotation, biological process: mitochondrial RNA metabolic process. Gene Ontology annotation, cellular component: mitochondrion. The record is from RefSeq and is marked reviewed. The transcript has a single exon.
AUGGGGUUCUACAACUGUAGAUUCCUGUCCAGACGUCUAUCUGUUGAGCCUUGCAGAAUAGGUAGCGCCGCUAAAAGCUAUCAACAGCGAUCGAUUUAUCACUUUGGCGCUGCUCUCACAAAUGCCCCUAGUGGAAGAGAAACACCAGACAAGCUACGUUCUGACCUGCAUAGUGCUUUAGAGAUGGUCGAUGAAAUAUAUGACACAAAUUCGACUGUAGAGGACAUUGGAAACAAGGAAAAGGGAGGUCGACAAAAAUAUACGGAAGAAAUGGACAAGGCGAUUAAUCUACUGAAAACAAAUAUAAAGAAGGAGUAUAGACAUGAUAAGUAUUUGGAGCGGACAAAGGUAGGAACGUAUCCUGGUAGAAGAACAUAUCCUGGUAGGAGAACAUAUCCCGCUAGGAGAACAUAUCCCGCUAGCAGAACAUAUUCAGAUAGCAAUUCAUACACUUUUCGGAUAAAUGUCCAGAAGAUUAGGCACGCAUUAGUACGUUACAAUCAAGAUGGUGUUCAAAAACACAACCAAAAGCCUCCUAGGAUUGGUCAUGGAUUAACGAGAGUGUUAUACCAACCGUUGUCGCUACAAAAAUUGAGAGAUAAUAGGAGCAGAAUGUAUAAUUUUGACCCUGCAGUGGAAAAUAUUAAUCCAGAGUAUUUGGAAAAGAAAAGUGAAAAAGAUGUGAACACAGACUCCUCUGGAGAAGGACAAAGCAAGCCAAUAUUCAUCACACCCCACAAAGAUGAAUCUCUGUUAAAGGUUGCCAAAGAACAUAGAAAAAAGUACAUAUCUUCAUCAAGUUCCAUGACAUCAGUACUUUCUCAGUUGCACUAUUUAUUAUCCAAUUUCAGAAGAUUGAAUAUCAUUGAUUCCUCGAUAUCGAAAAAUUUUCCUCAAAAAAACUGCAAUUAUUCAGAAAGUGCAUAUUUUCCGUCAGCAGUCAUUCUGAGAAAGAAGAGAAAUGGCAUUUGUUCUAUUGAUUCAGAUAGAAGUCUGGAUAGGGAGAUUGUGCUUUCUGUACUAGGUCAUUAUCUUGAAGACUUUUUAACGGAAAAGUCCCUGAAGAAUAGUUCAAAAAGUGAAAAUUAUCACUAUUCUAGUAUAGAUGAAUUCAUUGUGAGAUCUCAAUUGGACGCGUACGACCCAAAUCUACCUGGAACGGGUGUAUUUGAUCUGAAGACAAGAGCAGUUUCUGCCAUAAGAUACGAUUUAUCACAUGUAGAGAGUAAUAACAACCAAACUGGAUAUGAGAUAGAUAAAGUUUAUGGGGAAUUUGAGUCUUUGGAAAGAGAAUAUUUUGAACUAAUCAGGUCUGCCCUUCUAAAGUAUUCUUUGCAAGCUAGAAUUGGCAAAAUGGACGGUAUUUUCGUUGCAUACCACAAUAUUUCUAAGAUGUUUGGAUUCCAAUAUCUACCUUUGGACGAAUUAGAUUAUAUAAUCCAUUCUUCGUAUAACAGCAAAUUCGACAGUUUGUUAAAGGAGAAGAAUGAUAUCACAAAAGGGAUAUAUGGUGAGGAGGACUACAUUCUACACUAUGACAGGGACGAUAGGAAAAUUGCUUGCUUGGUGGCUAAUAGGGAAUUUAAGAUGUCUAUGAAUCUGUUCAGUAAUAUUUUGAAACACGUUGAGCAGUUACUUAACUCAAGUAAUACGAAAUGGGAAAAAUGCAAAAUAAUGCUUAAAACCGAAGUUGAAGAAAAACGAUCCAAAAGUGGCCGCUUCUUUAACGAACCGGUGCUAAAUAUUGUAGCCCUGCCGUUGUCACCUGAGUACGAGGAUAAAUCUUUAUUGGUAAAGGAUACUUCGAACGAACAAUUAACAGAGGAGCUACUAAACCUCCGCUCAUAUAACGAAAAUCUUUUGGAGGAACACCUGAAUUCCUUAGUUGGAUUUAAAGUAAAUGUCAAGCAUUUCUAUCACCAUCAUCCUAAUACUACACAUCUACCUGAUUUUGCUUUAAAAAAGAACGAUAUUCUCGACACCGAAUCCCGUAAAUAUAUUUCUGACAUGAUGAAACGAGACUGGUACAAAGAUAUACCAUCUACACAGACUCCAAACUUUUUCCACGCUUCCGAUGUUUCCACUUGGGAGGUGAACUCUACUUUUACAGAUAUCAAUGACAAACAAAUUUUACGAAAACUAUACUUUAAAUAUUUGGAUGUUAAAUUAAACGCAUUGAAAAAUCAAGUAAUCACACGUCAGGAACCUGAUAUGUCUAAAAAGGAUGAAAUUAUGAAUCGAAUCAAAUCACUACAAGCCCGCAAUGAUCACCGCGAUAAUGGAAGUAACAAAAGAUAUUCUAAUUUUGGCCCUACCCGACUGCAAACUAAACUGCGCGCAUAUGCUAAAAAAGGUGCCCUUCGAAGAAAACUAUUAGAAAGGAGUAACAAGUUCCAUAUCUAG